AUGGUUAAACUGGGGAAUAAUUUCAGCGAGAAAAACAAUGGGAAGGGGGCCUCUGAAGAUGGAUUUGACACCAUCCCCCUCAUCACACCUCUUGAUGCCAGCCAGCUUCAUUUUCCUCCACCGGACAAGGUGGUGGUGAAGACAAAGGCUGACUAUGACGGCGAAAGCAAGAGGGGCAAAAUUAGAUCCCCUAAAAUCGCUGAGUUCUCAAUAAGCAUCAUUGAAGGCGUGUCUGAGCGACUCAAAGUGACCUUGCUGGUGAUUUGUGCCCUGGCCUUUUUAGUGUGCGUGGUGUUCCUGGUGGUCUACAAGGUCUACCAAUACGAGCAGCCAUGCCCUGACAGUUUUGUCUACACGCAAGGUCGCUGCAUGCCGGUCGGGCUGUAUGGCGGAAACUUCCCUCAUCAGGGUCCGGGGGGCCGUGGGCGCCUCUUCACCCUCAUCAACCACUACAACAUCGCCAAACAGACCAUCACGCGUUCAGUUUCACCGUGGAUGACCAUCAUGUCUGAAGAGAAGGUCACCCAGCAGGAGACGGAGACGGCUCAGAAGCUGGCUUGA
Molecule: messenger RNA, 561 nt
Organism: Nerophis lumbriciformis (worm pipefish)
Lineage: Eukaryota; Metazoa; Chordata; Actinopteri; Syngnathiformes; Syngnathidae
Source: RefSeq, a predicted model, not a curated record